UUCAAGCUGUACAGGAAACUUCUGAGUCAUCUGUGUCAUCUACCACUUACAAGGAUUAUGGCUACAGGAUUUCAAGACUUAUCAUUGACUGUACAUGAUUUAAUCCAGAAGAGUGUAUUAAUCAGUAAAGGCCCACCUGCACGAUAUCGUCUCCUCACAACCAGAAGUAAUCUUGAUGAAAACGGCUCAGUAAGAAAAUGGACAUUUGGACAGCAAGACAACAAUAUGCAAAACAAAAUAAUACUGAUGGUAGGAGAAACCGGAACAGGCAAAACUACUCUGAUCAAUGCCAUGGUAAAUUAUAUACUCGGGGUGAAGUUUACAGAUGAAGUGUGGUUUGAGAUUACAGAAGAGGAAGGAGAUAAUCAAACGUCAGAUCAGUCAAAAACAAAAACAACUGAAAUCACUGUGUAUGAGGUCUUUGUCCAAGACAAGCCAAUCUGUCUUACCAUCAUUGACACUCCAGGUUAUGGAGACACCAGGGGAACAGAUAUGGAUAAACAGAUUGCUGAAAAUCUGUACAAACUGUUUCAGAAUGAUACUGGAGUGAAAGAAAUUGAUGCAGUGUGUCUGGUAGUGAAGGCAUCUGAGAAUCGACUCUCUGACAGACAGCAUUACAUCUUUGAUGCUGUUUUGUCCUUAUUUGGUAAAGACAUAGAGAACAACAUUGUCAUUUUUAUCACUCAUUCAGAUGGAAUGCCUCCAACAAAUGCUCUUAAUGCUAUCAAGAAAGCAGGGAUUCCCUGUAGGAAAGAUGAAGGAAAUGAACCUGAGAAUUUCUUAUUCAACAAUCGUCAAACUGAGAAAAGGAGCCCAAAGUAUAACAGAGCUCUCCAGACAGCUUGGGAACAAACAGAGGACAGUUUAAAGGAUUUUUGUGCCUCACUGAAAGAACAGAACAGAAAAAGCUUAGAGCAGACUGAACGUGUUCUGUUUGAGUCCAAACGACUUGAAGCCUGUAUUAAUAAUCUACAAAACCGCAUUGACUUUGUAGAGUGCAAUCGUAAAGAACUGGCUCAGAUUCAGAAAGCCCUUGAGGAAAACCGAGAAAAGAUUAAGAGAAAUGAAAACUUUACUUUUACAGUCACCAAAUAUUACAAAGAAAAAGUUCCCAUUGAAAAUGCUUCAUGGUGGGACAGAAAGGCCACCACUUGCUCUGUCUGUGAGGAGAACUGUCAUGAGUAUGGCUGCUGGUGUGCCAUCGAUGCCAGGUGGUGUUAUGUCAUGAGAAAUGACCACUGCACUUCAUGCGCACAUAAAUGUCACUACAGCAAACAUGUCAGAGAGAAUAAGAAAUAUGUUACAUGCAGCAAAGAGACCACAAUGACAUAUAAUGAGUUUAAAAAGCAAUAUGAAAGAAAUGAUACUUCAGCAUCAGCUAUCAAGUUUGACUCAAAGGCCUUUGAAAAUGUCACAAAAGACAUUGCAAGUAACAAGAAACAGGAAGAGGAGAUGACAAGCAUAGAGAAGAGACUGAAAGAAGAACUGAUGAAGACUGAAAAGGAAAAAGCUAAGCUGGUGGAAGAAGCCUGCAACACCAUCCUGAAACUGUCUGAGAUUGCUUUAAAGCCAGAUUCUGCUUUCAUCGUUCAGUCUCUUGACUUCUUGAUCCCUCGAGCUGAGGAAACUGGAAGAGACAUUAUUGCUCAGAAACUAAGAGAGCUGAGGAAAAUUCCAUCUGAAUCACAGGAAAGAGUUAAUGCUGUAAUGGGGUAUGCAAGAGCAGGUUUCAGUAAACUGAAAAAUGCUUUUCACUGGUAAAACAUGAGUUUAGGAGAUUAAAUAUGGCCAUGUAACACAUAAUAAAGAAGGAAUUAUGAACUAUGAAUUAUGAAUUAUGAACAUAUCUGUGCAGUUUUUGUUCAAUUUAAUAAAACACAUUGUGUUUAUUCAGUAAUGCUGUUGUUCAAGAUUUAAUAUUUUACUUAGUUUUGGUAAUCAUUUAAAACUUUUUUUUGAUGAGCCAUUAUGAAUGAGUUUAAAGUAGAAUUUGUCUUUUAAUUAAAACGUUACCUUACCUAUACCAUAUUACUUGUGAAGCUAUACUGUUCGUGGAUAGAUGUUUAUUCUUUUCUUUUAACUUGAUUUAGUUAAUUAGCUUGUAUUGAUAAUUCCCCAA
Molecule: messenger RNA, 2119 nt
Organism: Pangasianodon hypophthalmus (striped catfish)
Lineage: Eukaryota; Metazoa; Chordata; Actinopteri; Siluriformes; Pangasiidae
Exons: 2
Coding region: 58-1761 (567 amino acids)
Molecular function (GO): ATP hydrolysis activity; GTP binding
Source: RefSeq, a predicted model, not a curated record